AUGAAGCAUAAGAGAACGGGCCUUGGAAUGACAGUCCCUUGCUUCUUGUGGAAAAUGUUUUCUCAAGAAACAGACAUAGAUGACAAAUCUGCAAGAUUUGUGGUUGACCACUAUUGUAUCUCCAGUGAGAGUUUCAACCGAAAUUCUAGUUCUGUGCUUGGUCGUCGAGCUAUAUCGCAUAAAUAUCAACUGUCAGAUUACGGUCAGUCUGUUGAAGACCACAAGCAAUAUUCUGUCUUCCAAGAUUCAUUGCAAACCAGUUUGAAUUCUGUGAAAUGCCAUACGAAUGGAUCUCAUCCAAAUUCUUCCUCAGACAAGUCAUUUGGUUUUUUCUCGGUACUUAAUUCAAAACCAUUUCCUCGGAGUAUGCAUCACAUUGAUAGAGUUGCAAAGAAAAGAACUGAAAAAAGCUUAGAACGUUUUUGGAUGACAGGUGCAGACGAGAGCUCUAUAUUAGAAACUGAGAGGAAAUUAUAUUUAAUAAAUAGGUCACCUCAAAAACUGCGGAAUCACAUUUCAGUAUCAUCAAUAGGGAAUCUAAAAUUACAUACUUUGAAGAAGAGGGCUAUCCAUCAAUUUAUCUUUCCAGGCACUUUAUGCAAAGAAUUUGACAAGUGUGAAGCAGAGAGCAGAUAUUUUCCCCCCUUGCGUGAACUACCGAAUUUGUCGCAGUUCGAAAAUAAUCGUGCAGACAUUGGUAUAAAUGAAAACAAAAACUCUGAUAGAGAAUCUAUGAAUUCCGCUACUUCAAAUAAAGAAUCAACCAAAAGAAUGCAAUUAAAACAUUUAAAAUUUUACUCUAAAUACAAAUUCUUAGAUUCAAGUAAUCUUCAACAACAAAAUAAUGAUACUUUAUCUAAAAGUAAUAAUACGCCGACAAAGAUUUCAAACUCAUUUUAUUUGAAUGUUCAUUCUAAUGUCGCAAAUUGGGUUUUAGAAAAGGAACAUGAUGGUCCAAAAUCAUCACCUAAAAGAAAUCAUAUGUUUAAAACAGAAGAAUCUAUCACAGCAGCACUAAAAAGAAGAAAACGAAUUUCUAGGCCAACUUAUUUGAACAAUACGGAAAGCACAGCAAAAGCAAACAUGAAAAACGGAAAUCUUCAUUCCUUUCGAUACUUAAACAACAAAACUGAAGAUCUUGAUGCAAUAUUAGAAGAGAAUAUACCCACUUUAAACACAAAUUCAAAUAUAUCUUCAGGUAAUCUGUUUGAAUCAGCAAAAUCCACACUUGGUAAUAUUCAAGAGCAAUUUGUGGAACUUGUUAAACAAAAUGGAGAGGAAGAGAAAAAGAAUUUAUACAAGCCUCAAUUUGAAUUAGGAAUAGAAAAUGUUUUAAAUAUUUCUAAAAAUGAAAUUGCUGAGGGGUUUGAAACAACCCCAAGAUAUCCAGCUCAAAAUAUUACAACAAGAACAGAUUGGAAUCAGAAUUUUUCAAAUGUUGAUGCAAGUGCAUCAUUGAAGCCUAAGUAUGAUAACUCAGAUUACGUAAUUGAAACCACUGCUGAGAAUGACUCGUUGCAAAACGCUAAUCAAAAGGUACAAACAAAUAUUGGUAGGAAUGAAAGCGCAUAUUUUUAUAGAAACAGAAAGUUAGUUGAAAGUAGUCAUUUGAAUAAAUCUGAGAAUGCUUUAGGUACUCCUUCAGGCACCGGUCUAAAGAAUGAACAAACCACAUUUGAAGUCACGGAGAGUACUCAAAGCUUUCUUGAUAACAAAAUAGAGAAACCUGUUUAUUCUUCGCAUUCAGAAAACGUUGAUUCGAAUAAUUUUUCACAGUCCAUUUUAAGUUCUAAUAAUAGUAGGAAAAAAUAUUACAGAAAUACUCCUUCAUACAUAUCAUCUACAGCAGCUGGUCUGUUUCAAAAUACUGCAUCUAAUGAUGGCAAAAACGCACUGCUUUCGAAAAUAACACUACAUCCUUUGUCGCGAAAUCUUGACGAAGAAAUAAAUGAAAACUUUAAAACUUUCUUUAAUUCAUCGAACUUCAAUUUUAGUACUCCGGAUGACAGUACAUUAUUACGUGAUUCUGGAAUAGAAAAUGAAAUUCCUAAAACAAGAACAAGCUUCAGCCCAAAAACUUCUAUUGUAAGCAUAUACGCAGGAAAUUAUUCAGACAGCCCAUUAUCAUUUGAUGAUGGAAAUUUUAUAGAUCUAAUGGAAGAAACUGUUACGCAGACUUUAAGUACACAAAGCAUUUCUCUUCCUUUGAAUUAUGAUCUAAACCAACCAAACGUAAGUUCAGUAAAAUUUGAAGACGAAAUUCUUGAAACACAAUCAGAAGCUAAUGUAAUAAAAAACUUUUCUCUUGAUAAUAUCUCUAAAAUAAGUGAUACUACUCUCAGUUUUGAAAACAAAUUUACUAAUUCUUUAAAUAUUCCAACUUUUAAAUUCCAGAAUAAGACAAUUUGGGACAGUGAAGAAGAAAUUAGUGAUAAUAUUGUAACUGAAAAACCACUUACUAAUGCACUAAGAGUUUUGUACGAAGAAACAGAAAAAAAAUCAUCAAUCGAUUUUGAUAUUCCUUAUAGCAGUUCAAAAACUUUAAGUAAACUAUACACAGAGCCUGUAAAAACUAUACAGUCAAUGUCUUCUGUGACUAGAUCAGCAGGGCCUACCAAUCAUUCAGCAGGUGGACAAAACAUCAAAUCUCCAGAAAGCAUUUCAGUGGCAACAACUGAAAAUAAAACUGCUGAUUCUGUAUCUUCAGUUUCGAUUCCAACAGCACUCACAGCAGACAUCGCAAAUAAUCUAGCUCCAUCAAUUCGUUCAGAUGAUAAUAGACAAAAACGUUUUCCCCCUCAAACGUUCUUUGACAAUAUAAAUAAUACCGAUGUCUUUGAGGAAACUUUUAUGCGUUCUGUCAGUCCUUUGCCCCAAGCUACGAUAACUCAUGAUGGUGCAAAGGAAAUGGAUGAUAACUUGGUUGUUGAGAAAAGAGCUACUAAUGAGAAUGCAUUCUAUGAAGAAACAGAAAGACAAUCACCUAUUAACUCGAUUGUUACCCGUGAUAGCUCAAAGUCUCUAAAUGAUAACAGCGUAGAAUAUUUACCAACUAUUCAGCUAACGUCUUCCGAAAAUCCUUUAACCGUCGCUUCAGUUCAAUCAGCUGAGCAUUCCUACCAUAUAAUUUCUGAACAAGACAAUAAAAUUUCGGAAAGCAUUCCAGUUAGAGCAGCUUCAAAUAAAACUCUUGGUUCUAUAUCUUCAAUUUCCACUCCAAAACCACUCACAAAGGAUAUCGAAAAUAAGCCACAUCCAUCAAUAAGUUUAGAUGUCAGUGCAAUAAAGAGCUUUCCAUUUGAUAUGCCUCAUAAAAUUAAUAGCACUGAGGAAUUAGAACAAGAUUUUGGAAGUUCUGUCUAUCCUAUAACUUUUGAAUCGGAAGAUGAAUUAAUUCAUGACAAAACGAUGGAAGCUAGUGAUAAUGUAGUAAUUGAGAAACGAGCUACUAAUGAACAUGUUUUUUACGAAGAAACCGAAGAGAUGUCACCUUUUAAUUCUGGAAUUUCUUAUGACAGUUCAAAAACCAUGAGUAAUGGCUACAUAAAUUCUUUGCCAUCAGUUCAGCCCAUAUCUACUGUAAAUUCUUUACCUCUGACCUCAAUUAGAUCAGCUGAGCCUACCUAUCAUUUAGUUUAUGAAGAAAAGACUAAAGCACCAGUAGAAACUUCAAUGCAUACAAUUAAAAAUAAAAGUUCUGAUUCUAUACCUCUAAUAUCGCUUCCAGUAACAAUAUCAGCUAAUGUCGAAAAUGAGACAGUACGAUCAACAUGGGAUUAUACAGAAAUGGAAAGUGAAAGAAAUGUGUUUUUGUCGUCUAAUUUGACAUCGUUUUCUUUUCCAUUUCAAAGUAAUUCCCAGACGAAAUCUUUCGUAGACGAAUACGACGAAUACACUGGAAUGAAAACGGAAAUAUCAAGAAAAGAAGAGAUUGCCUCCAUUACCACAAGAAGUAGCUCCUCUGUUACUGAAACAUCAGUUAGUGAUUCUGAAUAUUUAAAUUUAUCACCUACAGAGGAAGAAACUUCUGCUUCCCCAAAUGUACCAGAAAAUUCAUUGAAAAGUAAUAAUCAUUCAGAAACUUCAACAAAUACAUAUGCCAUAAUAGAGAAGGUUGUUACGUUAUCAGAGAGCCAUACUUCAAAAACGGCAGCUGAUAUUUCUACUGAAGUAAGUGAGGAAACUGAAAUUCAGGAAUCAGAAUCAAGAAAUCGGAGAGUAACUAUGGAAGAUAAAAAUGCAGUAACACAGCAGCAAACAUCCUCUACAAGCAAUGAAAGGUAUAGCUCUUCUGAUUUAUCUGCCAAUAAUGGUCAAUCGCUUUCAACGAGAAAAGGAUACAUUGUGACAGAACUUCACGUUUGGGAAGCCGUAAGGCCUAAAAGCACUGAUGUGCCUAAUUCAGCAGUCUCGACGAGUACAGAUUACCAAGUAAAUUCUUCAAAUGAUAGCGAUAAAGAUAUUGAAACCAAUAGUGUAUCGACGGAUUUACACGAUUCUACACAUGCAGUUACUGUGACUUCCAAAAUUUCUUCGAGCACUUAUAACCAAACAGAACCAUUAGAUACUCGUACUGAAAUUCAAACUAAAGGAAACGUUAUUACAGAAAAUGAUGUAGUUGUUACUACAUAUUCAACGCCUUUCUCACAAAUAACAACAGUUCAUAUGGCAAAAACUACAAAUAAUCAGUUUCCUGAAUUAGGAACAAAGAACCAAUAG
This is a messenger RNA of Stegodyphus dumicola, 4719 nucleotides long. RefSeq lists its product as uncharacterized. The record is from RefSeq and is a predicted model, not a curated record. NCBI's taxonomy places the organism in Eukaryota, Metazoa, Arthropoda, Arachnida, Araneae, Eresidae.